Perca fluviatilis (European perch) is the source of this 3789-nucleotide messenger RNA. RefSeq names its product G protein-coupled receptor kinase interacting ArfGAP 2b (gene git2b). The transcript is spliced from 21 exons. Gene Ontology annotation, biological process: regulation of ARF protein signal transduction; brain development. Gene Ontology annotation, molecular function: GTPase activator activity; protein binding. NCBI's taxonomy places the organism in Eukaryota, Metazoa, Chordata, Actinopteri, Perciformes, Percidae. The record is from RefSeq and is a predicted model, not a curated record. Bases 146 to 2392 code for a protein of 748 amino acids.
GGGGGGGGCGCAAACGAGCACAGUUUGCCUGCUACAAUCGGUGAAUAGAAUCUGCUAGGGCGGGCAGUCCCGUUUUAUCUCUGUCUAGCCGUGUUGUAACGUAUCUUUCAAAUAUUUGUCUUUCCUGGAGGAUUUCUAUCAAGGGAUGUCAAAGCGAGUACGAAGCAGAGAGGUCUGCGCUGAUUGCAGUGCUCCGGAGCCACGCUGGGCCUCUGUUAACAGGGGUGUGUUGAUCUGCGAUGAGUGCUGCAGCAUCCAUCGAGGUCUGGGGCGACACAGCUCUCAAGUCCGACAUCUGACACACUGUCCAUGGCCACCCUCCCAGAUACAGAUGGUCCAGACACUGUAUGGCAAUGGAGCUAAUUCCAUAUGGGAGCAUAGCCUCCUGGACCCUUCCUCUUCAGUAAGUGGGAAGCGCAAAGCCAACCCCCAGGACAGAGUUCAUCCCAACAAGACAGAGUUCAUCAAGGCCAAAUAUCAGAUGUUGGUGUACGUCCAUCGGAUGCCUUGUCGGGAGGAUGACAGUGUAACAGCAAAAGACCUCAGCAAGCAACUCCACUCCAGUGUCCGGACUGGAAACCUGGAGACCUGCCUAAGACUCCUAUCUUUGGGAGCACAGGCCAACUUUUUCCAUCCAGAGAAAGGAAACACCCCACUACACAUAGCAGCAAAAGCAGGACAAAUGUUACAAGCAGAACUGUUGGCAGUUUAUGGAGCUGAUCCAGGGGCUCUGGAUUCCAGUGGAAAGACCCCCAUCGAUUAUGCAAGACAAGCUGGGCAUCAGGAGCUGGCAGAGAGGCUAGUGGAGAUACAGUAUGAACUCACUGACCGGUUAACAUUUUACCUUUGUGGAAGAAGACCAGAUCACAGAAACGGGCAGCACUUCAUCAUUCCACAGAUGGCAGACAGGAAUAACAGCCUGGAUUUGUCAGAGUUUGCAAAAGCCGCAAAGAAGAAGCUCCAGUCGCUAAGUAACCAUCAGUUUGAAGAACUUGCCAUGGAUGUUUAUGAUGAAGUUGACAGAAGAGAAACGGAUGCAGUGUGGUUGGCCACUCAGAACCACAGCACACUUGUAACGGACACCACAGUUGUGCCUUUUCUGCCGGUCAAUCCAGAGUACUCAUCUACCAGAAACCAGGGUCGUCAAAAAUUGGCAAGGUUUAGUGCUAAUGAAUUUGCCACCCUGGUUAUUGAUAUUCUAACUGAUGCUAAACGACGGCAGUGGGGUAAUUCCUGCGACAGUCCCAAAGAGAGUGUAGAGCUGAUCCUUCAGGGAAUAGACAGUCGCCAUAACAGUGAGAGCCAAGACAAUGACCAGCCCGAUUACGACAGUGUGGCAUCCGAUGAAGAUCCAGUGUUGGAAGCCACCUGUGGUGACAGCUGCAAUGAUGGAAGGACCAAGAGCUCGGAGUCCUCUGACCUCUCUGAUGGACCAAUCACAGUACAGGAAUUUAUGGAGGUGAAGAGCGCCCUAACUGCAUCAGAAGCCAAAAUACAACAGCUUCUUAAAGUCAACUGUCACCUCAGUGAAGAGCUGCGUAGCAUGCAGAGCAAGCUCAACUCCCUGCAGACUGAAAACACAACACUGCGAUGGCAAGCCCCCAGCGGACAACAACAGCUCCAGGGGCCCUUUGGUCGACACCCACCCCGCGGAGGUCGCGCCAUGUCCAUGUAUGAGACGGGCUCUUCUCCAAGGCAGUACCCCCACCGGGGGGAAACGGCUCGGCAUGAGGAUGGAGUCAUUUUACAACCCUUUCCAACCAAUAUUGGGAGGGGUCCUUUGGGGACGGCUGCUUCCUCCCUCCCUACCUUCCCCUCUUCCCUGUCCUGGUCGUGGGAUGAGCAAUCUCGAAGGGGCUGCAGUCUGGAAGGACAGACUAUCAUGCUGGAGAAUGAUUAUGACUCUACGCCCAACCACUCUGAACUGGAGGAGACUGGCAGCCCUCUUCCAGCCUCUGAAGCAGUGGAGCCAGGGGAGGAGGGGGGGGAGGAUGCCACCCUGCCAUGCACAGAGGAUGUCAUCUGUAAGACAGAGCAGAUCACCAAGAACAUACAGGAGCUUCUGAGAGCUGCCCAGGAGACCAAACAUGAAAGCCUUUUUGUCUCCAUCUCCCGCAGCUUCCUGCCUUGUUCAGAAAAGAUCUGCAUGGCCGUGACCGAGAUGGCCGCCCUGUUUCCCAAGAGGCCAUCCUCGGAGACUGUGCGAGGGUCUCUGUGUCUGCUCACUUCAAGUGCCAGUCGGCUCCAUGGAGAGUGCCAGAAGGCCGUAGAGCACAACCCCUGCCCGUCGGACAUCCAGCUGGUCACUCAGCAGGUCAUCCAGUGCGCCUAUGACAUUGCCAAAGCUGCCAAGCAACUUGUCACUGUGACAACCAAAGAAAACAACAACUAACUAAAACCCAAAGACAUUCCUGGUGCACCCAAAAUAGUUCAUCAAUGAUGUUGCUAAUCAAUGAUGUUGCCCCCCCCCCCCGUAUUUAUCAGUGUAAGCAUUCAUACAUUCCUUUAAAAAUGAGAUGUACCAUGCAAAAUUACAGAUCAAUCAAAACAUUCAUUUUGUUGUUUUUGUAUCACGGUUAUAAAGAGUAAACAAACCUCUUUAAAACUGUAGGACAGAAUCUGUUACUAUCCCUUACCUCACAAAGAGAUAACCGUUUAAUCCACACAAAAUCCAAAAGUGCAAUGUUGUGUGUGUAUAUAUAAAACGAUUAGAAUAAGAAGCAGUUGAGCUUUCCACGUUGUAGUUUUCCACGUAGAGGUCAUCAUUUGUGCUCCUUGAGGUCGGUUGUCUGGCAUGGCUGAGCUGCCAGAGGGGACAAAAGUCUGCAAGACACCUGGCAUCAAGGAUCAGAAGAGAUUAACCUCAACCUACACCAGUGUUGUCAGUUUAUUUCGCUUUAGCCAUUUUAAAUGUCUACAGGAUGCAAUGACAGUAUUUUAAUCUUGAACCAUUGUGAUGCCACUUGCUUAGAGUUCAAAUGUUUGUUUAGGAAGCAAACCUGUGAUUAUAAAAGUAGCUUCAGUGCAUUCAGCACUAUGUAAGGCCAGCAGUACCAAGAGUGUGCAAACCAUUCCAUCCAGCAGUUCCAGCAGGUGAUUCCAGUAACUGUUCAGUUAAGUAUCAGUAAUUUUUGGAGUUAUAAUGUUACAGCCAUACGUGUGUGUGUGUGUGUGUGUGUGUGUGUGUGUGUGUGUGUGUGUGUGUGUGUGUGUGUGUGUGUGUGUGUGUGUGUGUGUGUGUGUGUGUGUGUGUGUGUGUGUGUGUGUGUGUGUGUGUGUACAGUUGUCACAGAGAUGGCCUCAAUGGCCCAUGUGAAAUCCAUUUUGAAUCAAAUUUAAUAGCAUUAUGCAAAUAUAUAAGAUGUAUGUAUCCAUUUAAUUCUUUAUCAAAAUUAACCCAAAUGCUAUUCUAUUUAUAAACUGUAUGUCAUACCUCUAAGAAAAUAUCAAUGUUUAUUUUCAUAAGCUUUUGUUUAACACGAUUCUCCUCACAGACUAACUUUUGUUCUGAGGUUUGGGACAUCUCAGCUGGCAGUAACAUGUGGGCACCUUGGGAUCUCUGUUUAUUCGGUGUGAUGCUGUAACUCCAGUGUGUUAGAUGCUACUUGUGGUCACAUACGUACAGCCAUGGCUUACAGUCACUGGUAAAGUAGAAAUGUGCCCUCAAAGUUUGGGUACCUGUUGUAGAACUUGGGUCUAAUGUGUCACUCAUUGUUGUGAGAUCAGUUUCAAAUGAAAAGUCGGCAAAGGACGUCCUAAAUAAGUAUUAAAAAUAUUCAGUACAUAUUA